AUGCAGCAGUACAAUCAGAAUGGACAGCAGGGUGGCGGGGGUUUGGCGCAACAGAUGGGCCAGAUGAACUUGGAUGGGAGUACGACACACCAGCCUAGAAAGAAGAAGGACAGACAUGCGUACCAUCAGCUUGAGCAAGCUGCGCCUGGUGCAGCAGCUGGGCAGCUCAUCAACGGACAAAUGGGAGCGGCACAACCACAACCAGGACAAGAUCUCGCACCAUGGCAGCAACAGCAGCCUGGUCAAGGAUGGCAGCCUCAUUCACAGCCUGCAUCACCCACGUCACCAGCGACUGCAUUGUCAGCAGGCACCCCCAUUGCAAUGACUCCCAAUGCCGGCGCGCAACAGGGUCAGCCCGGUGCGCAGGGCAAGGUGAAUCCAGAUCAGAUUCCGAGCGUGCCUCUGAGUCGAGACCUCCCCGCCGAAUACUACCGAAGCCAUGUCUAUCCCACCAUGGAACAGCACCUACCCCCACCCGCCACGACUCCCUUUGUUGCCUUUGAUCAGGGCAACGCCUCUCCCAAAUACGCCCGUCUCACCCUGAACUGCAUUCCCUCCUCACACGAGCAACUUGCCGCAACGGGUCUUCCUCUCAGUCUUGUUCUUCAACCCCUCGCCAAACAAUCCAGUGGCGAGAAUCCUAUCCCCGUCCUCGACUUUGGCGAGACGGGUCCCCCGCGCUGUCGAAGAUGUCGAGCCUAUAUCAAUCCCUUCAUGAUCUUCUCUAACGGUGGCAAUCGCAUGACUUGCAAUCUCUGCGGGCACCCGAACGAAGUCGGAGCCGAGUAUUUCGCGCCCACUGAUCCAUCUGGUGUUCGUGUGGAUCGCUUGACCCGACCCGAGCUGACUCUGGGCACUUGCGAGUUUCUUGUUCCCAAGGAAUACUGGUCCAAGGAGCCCGUCGGGAUGCGCUAUCUUUUCUUGAUUGAUGUUAGCGCGGAGUCUUGUACGAGAGGCUUCUUGCAAGGUGUCUGCGAUGGGAUCCUGGCUGCACUGUACGACAAGGACGACGAGAAAGAUGAAACGAAUGGCGAAGACGACACCAAGGGCGAGCCGACAUCGAAGGCUUCUAAAAUCCCCGUUGGAGCCAAAGUGGGAUUCAUAACAUUUGACCGGGAGGUUCACUUCUACAACGUCGCCAACGCCUUUCCAGCACCGCAGCAGAUGGUCAUGUCGGAACUUGACGAUCCAUUCUCAGUGAUCUCUGCAGAGCACCUCUUUGUCGAUGCGGCACAGUGCAGGAAGAAUAUCACCACUCUCCUCCAGUCGAUUCCUAAGAUGUUCUUCAACAUCAAGCACGCAGACACAGCACUGGCGCCGUCGCUACAGGCCGCCCUCUCCGCACUCGAAGUCACGGGUGGGAAAGUGAUUUGCAGCCUAGGCAGUCUUCCGACCUAUGGCCCGGGCAAGCUGAUCCUCAGAGACAAGGGAACUUCUCAAAACGAUGACAGCGAUACGAGCCGUAACCUCCUAAAGACCCUCGACAGUGCAGCGUUCAAGAAACUGCAAGCCGACAUGGUCAAGGCAGGCGUGGGCGUCGACUUCUUCCUCUCUGCUCCAUCAGGCGGGUACAUUGACAUCGCCACCAUCGGCUUGGUGGCUGAAAAGACCGGCGGCGAGACCUUCUACUUCCCCAAUUGGAGCUACCCACGAGAUCUUUUGCGACUGGAGAAGGAGCUCAGUCACACGAUUGCACGAGAUCAAGGCUACGCGGCGUUGAUGAAGGUGCGGUGCUCGAAUGGGCUGCAGAUUGCGCACUACGUUGGCAACUUGACGCAGCAUACCUUUGGCGCGGAUCUGGAGAUGGCGUCGGUGACGGAAGAUUCGGGGAUGUGUGUGACGUUCUCAUAUGAUGGCAAGCUCGAUUCGAAGCUUGAUGCCCACUUCCAAUCCGCACUCCUCUACACAACCACGUCAGGCCAGCGACGGGUACGGUGCAGCAAUGUAGUCGCCUCGGUCUCCGAAACGGCGCGAGAAAGCAUGAAGUUCGUCGACCAGGACGCGGUCAUCAGCGUGCUGGCGAAAGAAGCCGCGAACAAGAUCGUCGAUAAGCCACUGAAAGACAUCCGGCAAAACGUGCAAGACCGCACGGUCGAGAUCCUCACAGGCUACCGAAAGAACUUCUCCGGCGCCCAUCCCACCAGCCAGCUCGUCCUGCCCGAGAAUCUCAAAGAGUUCGCCAUGUACAUCCUUGGCCUGCUCAAGUCUCGCGCCAUCAAAGGCGGCCACGAGCCGUCUGACCGAAGAAUUCACGAAGCGAGACUGAUCAAGGGCAUGGGCCCCGCCGAGCUCAGCUUGUACCUCUACCCGCGCAUGAUUGCGCUGCACAACCUCGACCCCUCGGAAGGCUUCGCGGACGAAAGCGGGCACCUCAAGAUCCCCCGCGCCGUGCGCGCCUCCUUCUCUCAGAUCGAACAAGGUGGCGCAUACCUCGUUGACAACGGCCAGAUUCUGCUCUUAUGGCUGCAUGCCCAAGUCUCGCCGAAUCUCCUCGAGGACCUCUUCGGCCCGGGUAUGGAUGAUCUGCAGAAACUCGAUCCGAACCUCAACGCUUUGCCUGUGCUCGAGACGCUGUUGAAUGCGCAGGUGCGGAAUCUUCUGCUCAAUUUGGAGCAGGGCCGCGGGAGCAAGGGCUUGGCGAUACAACUCGCGCGACAGAGCCUUGACGGUGCGGAGUAUGAGUUUGCUCGGCUGCUGUACGAAGAUCGCAACGGCGAGGCGAGCAGUUACGUGGACUGGUUGGUCCAGCUGCAUCGCGGUGUGGGCAUGGAGUUGAGUGGACAGCGGUCCAAGGCGCCGGAUCGCACCAUCAGUGAAACGAUGCAGGGUUAUGCGAGCAAUGUCACGUUUUGGAAUUGA
Neohortaea acidophila is the source of this 2859-nucleotide messenger RNA. RefSeq lists its product as uncharacterized. Gene Ontology annotation, cellular component: endoplasmic reticulum exit site; COPII vesicle coat. The record is from RefSeq and is a predicted model, not a curated record. NCBI's taxonomy places the organism in Eukaryota, Fungi, Ascomycota, Dothideomycetes, Mycosphaerellales, Teratosphaeriaceae. Gene Ontology annotation, molecular function: SNARE binding; zinc ion binding. The coding region runs from base 1 to 2859 and encodes 952 amino acids. Gene Ontology annotation, biological process: intracellular protein transport; COPII-coated vesicle cargo loading; endoplasmic reticulum to Golgi vesicle-mediated transport. The transcript is spliced from 3 exons.